ACCUGCAGGUCUAGUGUUGUAUUCUGUUUUAUAAGGUACUGCAGAAAAUUUUUAUUUUUAAGGUUGUGACAAAUGACUAAUACCAGUGUAAAGCACGUUUCAUCUACUCUUUGGAUAAAUACCUCUCUUGACUGUACAUAGUGACUGGUGCUCUUUCACUUGUACUCAUAAAGAGGGUGUGUGAGACGUGCAGAAUCCACAUCUUCCCGAGUAAUCCAAUACUGGAAUACUAACAUGCUCCACAUCUGUACUAAUGAAUGCAGCCUUGUGUCUACUCUUUUGUGUCCUCUUGUCCACUUUGCCCUUUCACCACUUUACUCUCCACUUUCUAAUCAACCAUCAAGUUCAAUCCUUCCUGGAAACCCCUAUUCUUUGAUCUAAACACUGUUUAAUGCUGGCUGUUGUGGGGACAAAUAAAGAAAAACAAAGUGGGGUGGGGGGGAGAGAGAGACGACACACGCUCCUAACAUGCUCAGAGGCACUCCUUAACAUCACAGUCCUUCAAAGUCUUCAGCGCCCAUAAAGAGGCUCCCAACUGGCAGAGACCUCAAAUCCCAUCGCUUCUUUCCCUCCUGAACUGGGGGGUGCGGUGGGGAAGCAGCUUCUCUGUGUGAGGCCCUCCGUGACCCACGCUCUUUGGCAUCAUCAUCAUCGCCAUCAUUCCUCCUCGUCCUCCUCCUCCACCCGUCUCGUCUUCAAGGAAGAAACCGAAGCAGGCACCUUUUGGUGGCGGGUUCGGAUCCUGAGGGCGGUUUCCCAAGCUGCACCGCGGCGGCAGCGGCGCUCUCUGGCUCGGCCCGUCGCUGUCACCGCCAGGAGGAGGCUCAGGCGGCUGCGCUUUUCCGACCGGCCUGCCUGCCUGCCUAUCUCUCGCCCGCCGCCGCCGCCGCCGCCUGCAGGAAGGAGCCCUCGCUUCUGUCGUUGCCGCCGCCGCCGCCGCCAUCAUGGUGCCCGGGGCAGGAGCCCGAGCUGCGGCCUGGGGGCUGUGAGCCCACCAUCACUUGUCUCCAGCCCCGCUUCCACUCCCACCGUCGUCACCUCGCCGCCGCCGCCGCCGCCCUUCCCGCUUCCGCUCUGGGCCGGCUAUUGCACUUAAGAAUGAACAUUGAAGACAAGCUGGGAGGAUUAUUUAUUAAAUGUGGUAACAUAGAUCAAAUGCAGUCAUCCAGGGAUAUGGUUGGAAUGGGUGCUACAUCUAACCAGUCCUCAGUAUCUGCGGAACGGCAAGAAGCAGUACUUCAAGACCGGGCUAUGGCACAUCAGGAAAUGCUUUCUGCAGAUGACGUGUUACGAGAAAGUGAACUUCGACAGCAAGAAAUGAUCCCACAUGAUGAACUAAUGGUCCAUGAAGAGACAGUGAAAAAUGAUGAUGAGAUAGAAGGACAAGAGAGACUUCCUCAAGGGCUUCAGUAUGCAGUCAGUGUUCCACAGAUCAGUGUAAAACAAGAAAUUACUUUUAGUGAUGUAACAGAACGACAGAAAAGGGACAAAAAAUUAAUACGAGAAGGUUUAGAUAUGCAGAAGAAGAAGAAGAGGAAACAGCGUUCACCAGCAAAGAUUCUUACAAUAAAUGAGGAUGGAUCACUUGGUCUGAAAGCUACCAAAUCUCAUAUUUGUGAGCAUUGCAAUGCUGCCUUUAGAACCAACUACCAUUUACAAAGGCAUGUCUUCAUUCAUACAGGUGAAAAACCAUUUCAGUGCAGUCAGUGCGAGAUGCGUUUCAUACAGAAGUACCUGCUACAGAGACAUGAGAAGAUUCAUACCGGUGAAAAGCCAUUCCGAUGUGAUGAAUGUGGCAUGAGAUUUAUACAGAAGUAUCACAUGGAAAGACACAAGAGAACUCACAGUGGAGAGAAGCCUUACCAGUGUGAAUACUGCCUACAGUUCUUCUCAAGGACUGACCGUGUACUGAAACACAAGCGCAUGUGCCAUGAGAACCGUGACAAGAAACCCAACAGAAGUGCCACCAAAGUUGGCCUUUUGAGUCCUGAUGAAGACCAAGGCUUCUCUAUACCUUUGAAAGACAGCUCUUUGCCAAAGAAGAAAAGGCAGAAAACUGAGAAACUGAAGUCUUCUGGGCUGGAUAAAGAAAGUGGGCCAGAUAAAUCUGAACAUAAAAAAGACAAAAAUGAUUUCUUGCCUUUGUAUGCUGGCAGUACUAAAAUAAAGGAUGAAUAUAUGGUGGCUGAAUAUGCAGUUGAACUACCCCACUCAUCUGUUGGUGGAGGGCACUUACAUGAACCACAUUCUGGAGAAAUACACCCACCUAAACUGGUGCUCAAAAAAGUCAACAGUAAAAGAAGUCUAAAACAGCCCCUAGAGCAAAACCAGACCAUUUCAUCUUUAGCAUCUUACGAAGAUAGCAAAGUUUCAAAGUUUGCCUUUGAUCUUGUGGACAACAAAGUUCUCUUGGGUUCAGAUGGCAAUGCUGACAUUGACCAAGUUGAUACUUUACAGGAAGGUCCCAGCAAGCCUGUACACAGCAGUACCAACUAUGAUGAUGCAAUGCAGUUUUUAAAGAAAAGGCGGUAUCUCCAAGCAGCUAAUAGUAACAGCAGAGAAUAUGCUUUGAAUGUAGGCACUAUUGCCUCUCAACCUUCUGUCACUCAGGCUGCUGUUGCAAGUGUGAUAGAUGAAGGUAGCACAGCAUCAAUCUUGGAUACAUCAGGACUGAAUGUGGAGAUAAAGGGGAACCAUGACAAAAAUGUCAUUCCAGAUGAGGUACUUCAAACUCUUUUAGACCAUUAUUCCCACAAAGCCAAUGGCCAGCAUGAAAUAGCUUUCAAUGUGGCAGAUACUGAAGUGACUUCCAGUCUUUCAAUCAAUUCUUCUGAAGUGUCAGAGGUCACACAAAAUGAGAAUGUUGCAACAAGCUCUCAAGGUUCCUCAUCUGAUAAAGCUAGUAUGUUGCAGGAGUAUUCGAAGUUUCUUCAGCAAGCUUUGGACAGAACUAGCCAAAAUGAUGCCUAUCUGAACAACCCAAGCCUUAAUUUUGUGAGUGACAACCAGACUUUAACAGGGCAACCAGCAUUCUCUGCUAUAGACAAACAGGUCUAUGCAUCUAUACCUGUCAAUAGUUUUCGAUCAGGAAUGAACUCUCCAUUAAGAACAACUCCAGACAAGUCUCAUUUUGGACUUAUCGUUGGAGAUUCCCAGCACUCUUUUCCCUUUUCAGGUGAUGAGCCAAAUCAUUCUUCCUCAUCUUCUACCCAGGACUUCUUGGAUCAAGUGACUUCUCAGAAGAAAGCAGAGGCACAGCCUGUCCAUCAAGCAUAUCAAAUAGGUUCUUUCGAGCAACCGUUCAGGGCUCAAUACCAUGGAACAAGAGCUGGAAUAUCAUCUCAGUUUAAUACUUCGAAUGGACAAGUGAACCUGAGGGGGCCAGGGACAAGUGCUGAAUUCCCAGAAUUCCCCUUGGUGAAUGUAAAUGAUGCUCGAGCUGGGAUGAACUCUUCACCUGAUGCCACAACAGGCCAGACAUUUGGCUAAGAAAAUGUGUAGAAAUAUCGUUGGCACUUUAGCACAGCUGUUGACGUUCAUCCAUCCAUAGUUUCUGGCUUGUCAUCUGAAAAAAACACCUCCACUUCGAUACGUACAAUAUGUUCCAUAUUUCUUAGAUCAUUUUUUAAUGAUGUGUGUAUCAUGUUUCAUAAAUAUUUGAAGAAGAUCAAGAGUGAAUCUGGGAUCAGCCUGCUAUAAUAUUUCAGUAUUAACAUUCUUUGUAUUUGCAAACUUACAAAUUAGAAAUUCAACCCCUUUGAAGCUUCAGAGGAAAAUCUAGCAGAGUCUAGAUCAGAAUUUUAGAACGGAGAGAUGUACUUGUGAUCUGGGUAUUUUGAUUGGUAAAAACUUGUAUGUAAUUUUUUCCAGUUGAUAUGAUUAUUAAUAAAACAAACAAAGGUUAUGUUUUCUUACAUUCAGCUCAAAAGCAGCCUUGCAACUUUGGGAAAUGCUUUCAUUUUACAUUUCUGCAUGUCUGCUAGGUAUGUAGCACAUUGAACUACUUCUUUUGCAACAAAAAAAUCCCAAGAAAGUAUUACAAUAAUUGAAAUGUGUCAUUAUGUUAAAAUUUUAACUUUCGUUAUUUUUAAACAACUUUGUUUCAGGGAAAUUUUCUAGUUGCUUUUGCCAUACAUAUAUAAAACUAAUUUUCCUGUUAUCAAUGAUAAUUUUAAAAGAGAGAUCUUCUGAUGACGAAAACAUACUGAAGCAAGCAAACUUUUCUCAGAGUUAUUUCUUGCUUUCUUUAUUGCAGUGGAUGGAAAGGUUAAAAAUGUAUAAAUGUUUAUUUUAUUUUUUAUAUAAUAUUGCUCUGUAAAUAUGAGUUAUCAAAUAAGGAUGUACCUAUGAUUGAAUCUUUGAUUCUGCACAGUUAGAGUUUAUAUAUAAAAUAUAAAUGUGUCUUGACAAUCAAGGACUUAAAUGUCAGUCUUCCUUUACAAUGUUUUAUUAAUGUUAUGCAUUCCAUUUGUUAGACUUGAGUACCAAUGUGGGAAUUUGUAUUGUCUGUAAAGUAUGUAAUGUUUUUACAGCUUGUUUUUAAACUAAAAAAGGAAAAAAGACCUUGUAUAUAAACAGAUCACAGUACUGCUUUAUAUCAGGAGGGAUAUGAUGUACUGUAUGUAAGCAAUAAUGCCUAACAGUGCUAACUUUACAAGUAGCAUAAGGAUAGUUCCAAAAACUGUUUGGAGGAGUUAAUAGCUUUGUUUAAGUUAAUGUUUUUAAUCAAUAAAUUCCACUUUUUUCUGUU
Messenger RNA from Pogona vitticeps (central bearded dragon), 4750 nucleotides. NCBI's taxonomy places the organism in Eukaryota, Metazoa, Chordata, Lepidosauria, Squamata, Agamidae. The record is from RefSeq and is a predicted model, not a curated record.